Messenger RNA from Nymphaea colorata (pocket water lily), 2822 nucleotides. RefSeq lists its product as uncharacterized. Bases 859 to 1959 code for a protein of 366 amino acids. The record is from RefSeq and is a predicted model, not a curated record. The transcript is spliced from 2 exons. Lineage: Eukaryota; Viridiplantae; Streptophyta; Magnoliopsida; Nymphaeales; Nymphaeaceae. Gene Ontology annotation, molecular function: zinc ion binding; nucleic acid binding.
AUGAGUUGAAUACAAUAAUCACCUGAAUAGCAUUAUCUUGCCUACGGGUGAGAGGUAAUACUAUCACAAAAUCCAUGGCACUGUCGUCCAUUUUCACAAUGAAAUAAACAUUCCUUUUAAUAAACCACCAAGUCACUGAUUUAUUCUCUGACAGAUUAAACAUUUGACAACAUAUUUGGUGACUUCUCGUUUAAUUGUGAGCCCACAAAAGUUUUAUCUUGAAACAUCUUAGUAUUGACAGGAUCUAGGAAACUUCAAUUGAUAGACCCUUUGAAGAAUUGUCUUUUCACAAAGAAUGUUAUGAUGUUCACCAAGUUUUCAACUAGUGCAAAGAAUUUUACUAGAAAAUAUCAAAAGAUAUUAGUUUAGAAAGGCAGAAAUAACUGUCAAAAUCCCUUAAAAAAAUGAAGAAUUAUGAGUUAGCAAUCUCACUAGCAAAAUUUUUGAAAAUUAAAGACUGUUUUAAGCCUUUGAAAUUUUUAAGAUUUUUCUCGUGAAAUGCCUAAGCAUAUAGAACUUGUGAAAGUUGUGAACUAUGUAAAUUAAAAACAAUUCCAAAGUACAUUGUAAAACUAAAAAACAUUUAUCAAGAUUAAAGUCUGCCGUGAACGUCCAUAUUCGUCUAUCUUCAAGGGCUUGUCAUGACUGCAAAUCUACAACAUGGCCCUGGAAAUCAGCCAGCUGAGGCUGGGGUAGAGUACAAAGUAUUCUCAAAUCCUUUUUCUUUUGGAUCUACUAUCAAACUCGAUGGAUCUAAUUAUGAUGUUUGGGCUAGAACUUUCAUAAGAUGAACCAACAGAAAAAGUUGGCAAGUAUGCACGGUGGGAGGAAGAAAACAGUAUAAUUAGUGUGUGGCUUAUGAAUAGCACUCAACCUCAUAUUGCUGCUGGUCUUUGCUAUUAUAACACAGCUAAAGAUAUGUGGAAUUCGCUUCGACAGACAUACUCUCAAGACAAGAACAUCAGCAAAAUUCUUCAGGUUCAGCAAGAACUAUUACAAAUGCAACAAGGUGACAUGGAUUUAACUGAAUAUUUUACCAAAUUGAAGUUUAAUUAUGAAAAGAUGAACUCUUUAAAGUCUCCUUGCAAGCAUUGUCUCAAAUCUCACAUGGAGCAAAUGAUAGUUGUUAAAUUUCUUGCUGGACUAUCAUCAGAUUAUUCUGCAGCCAAGGCACAAAUGCUUACAGGGUCUGAUUUUCCGGAUCUUGAGGAGGCCUUCAACAGGGUAAAUAGACUGGCGGUUACCCUUCCUCCCUCUACAAAUAAUUCACAGCCUUCUGCACUUGCCUCAUUUAGAAGAGGCCGAAGUGUACAAUACCCUUCUCGUGGUAGAGGAAGAGGUCGUGGCCUAGGAGGGCGUGGGAGACUCCAAUGCACGUAUUGCAGUCGUCUUGGUCACCUAGAGGAUAAGUGCUGGAACAAAGUGGGUAAACCGAACAAUUCUUUGUCCACGACUAUGACAUCCUCCUCCAUACCAGCUUCAAACUCACAGUCCAUUAGUAUGGAUCCCAAGGUGAAUCCCACUGCUGCUUCGGUAGAUGCCACGUCUCUCAAGUUAACUCCGGUCGAACUUGAAUUAAUUAUGGUGCAUCGAUCAAAUGUUGCACCGUCCACCUCAUCGGCUUCUACUGCUAUCACAGAUUCAGCAUUUUCUGCAGGUAGAACUCCCUCUAAUGGUUGUUGGAUAAUUGACUUUGUAGCGUCUAGACAUUUUUGUGGAGAUGCUAGUAUUCCGAACUUGCAGAAAUUUUAUCCCUCCCAAUAUGUAAGAUUAGCUGAUGGAAGACUAUCUUCGGUGGAAGGUCAUGGAGAUGUCCGCCUAUCUCCAUCUUUACAUGUUCAUGAAGUGCUUUAUACUCCUGAAUUCCCAAAGAACCCGUUAUCUGUAAGCAAAAUUACUAAAGAGAUGAAUUGUCGAGUUAUUUUUUACACUGGCACUUGUGUAUUUCAGGACUUAUAGACUGAGAGGAAGAUUGGUGGAGGCCAUGAGAGAUAUGGAAUCUACUUCAUGGAUACAUUCAUUAAAGAGGCGUCCAUUUUGGUUGAUUCAUCUUCAAGUGCAUUCCAAUGGCAUCUCAGACUUGGCCAUCCGUCAUUUCAUAAACUUCGGCAGUUAUGUCCUCAGAUUUCUUCUUCAACCUCCAUUGAGUGUGAAGCUUGUCAAUUAGGCAAGCAUAGUCGUACAUCUUUUCCAUCGAGUCAAAGUCAAUCCAGCCAAAGUCUAUUUGAUUUAGUUCAUGUUGAUGUAUGGGGGCCUAGUCGGGUUCCGAGUCGGUUGUGGUCCCGUUAUUAUUUUUCCAUUGUUGAUGUUUUUUCUCGAGUUUUUUGGGUGUUCUUGAUGAAAGAAAGAUCUAAAGCAUCUUGUAUCUUGAAAUCUUUCAUCUUGGAAAUAAAAGCUCAAUUUAACACUUGUGUUAAGGUUGUUCGCACUGACAAUGCUCUUGAGUUUAAAUCUACUUCCCUACUUGAAUUCCACAACUGGCAAUUUUACUGACGCAUCAAGUUGGCCAUGCAAUCGUAGUGUCAAACUCUACUUGACAAUUUUAACAUAAUGGACGGAAUGUUGCUUCAUCAAAAUCCUUCUGCAUAUCUCAAGGUCUAAUAGUACAGUUUUCCCUCAUGUUGUAAAGGGUUUAUCGCAUCUUUUGACCUCACAAUGAGAUGAUCAUCACACAUAAACUCUCAAAACUGACCACUAUGUCGAUGCAUCAAGUUGGUCAUGCAUUUGUUGUGUCAAUCGGUCAGUCAUUUAUUUCAAUUUCAUCAAUUUGAAAUUCUUAACUUGAUGGAGGGUACGUUGCUUCAUCAAGAUCCUUCAGCAGU